GAACUUCGACAAGAAGAGCGUCGAUCGAAACCCUAGCGAUUCUAUGGACUCCCUAAACCCUAACCCUAGCCCGAACGGAGUCCCUCCCGCUGCUCCCCUCGUCUGCCUCCUUCGCUUCGCCGGCGACUCCGCCGGCGGGGCCUUCAUGGGAUCCAUCUUCGGCUAUGGAACAGGCUUGAUAAAAAAGAAAGGAUUCAAGGGCUCAUUUGCAGAUGCAGGAAGUUCUGCUAAGACAUUUGCAGUUUUAUCUGGUGUUCACAGUUUGGUUGUCUGCUUCUUAAAGAGAGUGCGUGGAAAGGAUGAUGUGAUCAAUGCGGGAGUAGCAGGUUGUUGUACUGGCCUUGCAUUGAGUUUCCCAGGUGCACCACAGGCUCUACUUCAAAGCUGCGUCACUUUCGGAGCAUUCUCGUGCAUUAUGGAGGGUCUGAACAAGCAACAGCCAGCAUUAGCACACUCACUGUUAGCGAGCAAUGGGAGCAUCUCUGCUCACCAAAAUGUACUGCCACCAUUUACUCUUCCACUUCCUCAUGACAUCAGAGACGGUUUUGCUUCCUUCUGCAAAUCCUUGCCAAAAUCUAGUAGUUCGAUUUCCCUGUGAGUUCAAACCUGCAAGCAUUGUGAUUCUUGUGCUUGUUGAAUUUCCUGUAAAUUUUGAUCUUUGUUGGUCUGUUUUUGAGAUUGAUAAACUUUCUAGACUUCUCUGAUGAUGUAAUUGAUUUGUUCGAAGUGUCAUUGUAGUUGUAUUUUACAUGCAUUUUUA
Asparagus officinalis (garden asparagus) is the source of this 760-nucleotide messenger RNA. RefSeq names its product mitochondrial import inner membrane translocase subunit TIM22-2-like. The transcript is spliced from 5 exons. Gene Ontology annotation, cellular component: chloroplast envelope; TIM22 mitochondrial import inner membrane insertion complex. Bases 44 to 598 code for a protein of 184 amino acids. The record is from RefSeq and is a predicted model, not a curated record. Gene Ontology annotation, molecular function: transmembrane protein transporter activity. Gene Ontology annotation, biological process: protein targeting to chloroplast; protein insertion into mitochondrial inner membrane. Lineage: Eukaryota; Viridiplantae; Streptophyta; Magnoliopsida; Asparagales; Asparagaceae.